This is a messenger RNA of Panicum virgatum (switchgrass), 1354 nucleotides long. RefSeq lists its product as uncharacterized. The record is from RefSeq and is a predicted model, not a curated record. The transcript has 2 exons. Gene Ontology annotation, molecular function: protein binding. NCBI's taxonomy places the organism in Eukaryota, Viridiplantae, Streptophyta, Magnoliopsida, Poales, Poaceae. The coding region runs from base 79 to 882 and encodes 267 amino acids.
AAGAGUGAGAAGCCACCGGCAGAGAGCUAGCCAGCCAAUCAACCAAUCGCCGCCCCCCGCCUGAGCAUCCGACGAGCGAUGGAAGCCGCCACGGCCACCUCCUCCCCGCGCCUGACCCGCUCCGCCUCCCUCUCCGCCGCCCGCCUCCGGGGCUCCCGCGCCGCCAGGUUCCCGCCGUCGUCGCCGCAGCUCUGCCCGCCGCUCUCCGCCGCGGCGUCGCCGCGCGCCCUCCUCCCGCUCCGCCGGGCCAUGUCCGACGCGGACCUCGCGUCCUUCGCCAGAUCCGCCGUCCUCCUCCGCCACGCCGCGAUCCCGGCCAUCCUCGAGGCCGACGAGGAAGAGGAUGCCGGCAGCAGGGCCCCCGCGGGCCUCGACCGCCUCCUCGACGCCGCCGGCGCCGGCAGGAACGGCGUGGGCGGCGGGCAGGGCGGCGGCGGCGCCAGCGGAGGGAGCGGCGGGCAGGGCAGCGGCUGCGACAUGGGAGAGUACUACCGCCGCGUGCUGCUGCUGGACCCCGCCAACCCGCUGCUCCUGCGCAACUACGGCAAGUACCUCCACGAGGUGGAGGGCGACCUGGCCGGCGCCGAGGGCUGCUACGCGCGGGCGCUGCUGGAGUGCCCCGGCGACGCCGACCUGCUCAGCCUCUACGCCCGCGUCAUCUGGGAGGCGCGCCAGGAGAAGGACCGCGCCGAGGCCUACUUCGAGCGCGCCGUGCAGGCCGCGCCCGACGACUGCUACGUGCUGGGAUCGUACGCGAGUUUCCUGUGGGACGCCGAGGAGGACGACGACGAGGCGGCGCCGGCGGCCACCACCCCAGCGGCGGUCGCGGCACCUGCUGCGCCGUGCGACUCCCCGGCGUUGGUGCCCGCGUGCUACUGCUGAGCGCAUUCGCCGGUGGACAGGGCGGUUCGCUCCGCAGCCUCCGCCCUCUGCUUGAUCGAUCUACGGUUUUGCUACAGUAUUACUGUACAUAGGAGGACGCGGGCCGGAUCGGACGGCGGCGGAUGGAGCACCCGUGCGCGGUAGCGUAGAUCAGCUGGCGCCGCCGCACCGCCCAGUGGCCGCCGACGGAUCGCCGUCCAAUCCGGCCAGAAAUAACGAGGAGCCUCUAGUCGCCGGGCAGUAGUGAUCCGAAUCAACGGCGCGAUGGCAAAUGAGACAGUGACAGACGGUGGCCGCAGCAACACGGCUGCCCGGAGCUGGCUGGCGCCAUCGCUUCAGUCAGAAGCGUCGACGAGAGCUUCAUUUCCCUUCAUCAACUACUACUAGUAUUGGCAUGUGUAUAGACUAUAGAGCGGCCUUGUACUACUAAUCUAGCUUGAUGAAUAACACAACUUACUGAUGAUCUAGCUAA